AUGGAGUGGGAGCUGAAUCUGUUGCUCUAUCUGGCGCUCUUCUUCUUCCUGCUCUUCCUCCUGUUCCUCCUGCUCUUCGUGGUCAUCAAGCAGCUGAAGAACUCGGUGGCCAAUACGGCCGGGACGCUGCAGCCUGGGCGCCUGUCGCUGCACCGGGAGCCCUGGGGUUUCAAUAACGAGCACGCAGUGUGACCGGGCUGGCAGGCUCUCAACACCGCCGGAGUCCAGGUCUGCGUCAUCAUCUGGACCCCGUUUGACGCCCUUCACUGGUGGAGCCCAGGACCAAAACUCCUAUCACAGCCUGGGAACCCAGUAAAGCUGGGGUGGUGGAAAUCUUGCAAAAGGCUGAGAACACAGAAGCUGCGCAGAGGAGAACUGCUGGUAAUUUAAACAAAAGGAGAAACAGGCCCAUCUAGGUUCUUACAUGGUCUCUAUGACUCCCCACAAGGAGAAGGAGGCCGGAAGGAAAAACAGAACAUGCCAAUGUAGAUGAUGCCUUCAACCAAAAUCCGAGCUCUCUAGAGAAGGACAAUGGUGGUGGAUCUUGGGUGUACAACAGGGAAUCUAUGCCUUGGUUACAAAGCACAGCUGUGCAGAAAUCAUAGUGUUCAAGAAAGAUGAAACUUGUGGUCCCCCACUCACAGCUUGUGGUUCCCUCACAGCCCCAAAUGUGGCUGAUCAGAGUGAAGAUGUCUCCCAAGUUCUCAGGAAAUGUUUGUCAGGAUUGGCUCUCUCUCUGGCAGUUGUCUUCCCCUGUACCAGGAUUUUCUAAGUGAGUACCCGGGAAGCUUGC
Molecule: messenger RNA, 793 nt
Organism: Psammomys obesus (fat sand rat)
Lineage: Eukaryota; Metazoa; Chordata; Mammalia; Rodentia; Muridae
Gene: Smim43
Product: small integral membrane protein 43
Exons: 4
Coding region: 1-192 (63 amino acids)
Source: RefSeq, a predicted model, not a curated record